Molecule: messenger RNA, 2067 nt
Organism: Solea solea (common sole)
Lineage: Eukaryota; Metazoa; Chordata; Actinopteri; Pleuronectiformes; Soleidae
Gene: bcam
Product: basal cell adhesion molecule (Lutheran blood group)
Exons: 17
Coding region: 165-2015 (616 amino acids)
Cellular component (GO): plasma membrane
Source: RefSeq, a predicted model, not a curated record
GAGAGAGGCAGAGAGAGAGAGAGAGAGAGAGAGGUCCAGAACGCGUUGGAGCUGCAGUGAAGAAAGAAGACUUUCUGCCGCUGCCACAUUCUCACUUCACACUUUACACAGAGCCACAAACCCGCGUGAAUACUUUUGGUUGAAGAAAAGUUUGUGAAGCGGACAUGGCCGGGAUAACGAGUGGACGCGCGUCGCUGCUGUGCACCUUGCUCUGGACACUGUUAGUGUGCUGUGCGGCUGUGAGUGUGAAGGUUACGCCUAAAGUGGAGGUUUUAAAGGGAGACACGGCCAAACUGCCCUGCACGUAUUCUGGCACGCCACCGUCCGGCAACGAUAUCGUGGAAUGGUACAUUGAGGAGCAGGGAACCAGGAAGCGUGUGGCUUUCCGACCCCAGGGUGGCGCUGGAAAGAGUGACGAAUUCACCCCUCUGAGCGGCCGGGUCACUAUCGAAGAGGACUUCACCUUGACCAUCACGUCCACUCAGCCCUCGGAUGAGCUCGUGUUCUACUGCCAGGUCAACGCUGGCCCUGCCGGGGUGGCAGACGCUUCCACCAUGCUCAAAGUCUUCUUCGCUCCUGAGAAGCCAGAACUCACCAAACCAUCAAGUCAGGCCAUUUCUGUGGGAGAGACCACCAGCUCUGAGAUUGGCACCUGUGUGGCGAAGAACGGACAUCCUCAGCCAAGAAUUAUCUGGUUCAAAGACGGUCAACCUCUCGCUGAACAUAAGGACAGGAAAGAAAAGACCUUCAUGGUCCCCUCAGUGGUGAAAGAGGCCUCAGGUCUCUCCACUGCCAAGAGCACCCUGUACAUGCAGCCCAACAAGGCCGACAAGGACUCUGUGUUCCACUGCGUGGUGGAGUACAGCAUGCCAGGAGACCAGAUCAAGCAGAAGAAGUCUGACACCAUCACCAUCAACCUCAACUAUCCGUCUGAGAAAGCAACCUUUACGCUCGUCAACAAGGACCAAGUCAAGGAAGGCGACGCCGUCACCAUGAAGUGUGAGACGGAUGGAAACCCCCAGCCGGAGUUUGACUUCAGUAAAGAUGGGAAGCCCAUCACUGGUCAGGGCGGUCUCCUCAUGCUGAAGUCCGUCAAGCGCUCCGACGAAGGCGUAUAUACGUGCACGGCCAUAGAUUACGAUAACUUGGAAGCCGAGCUGAGCGGAACCAUCGCCCUCAAAGUCCACUACCUGGACCCAGUGAGCGUUACACCUGCUGAACCCCAAGUCGUGAUGCUCGGCGACAAGGUGGAAUGGCAGUGUAAGACCAAGGCCUCUGCUCCACACACUGUUCAGUGGAAAAAGGGCUCUGAGGUUCUCUCCCAGGACGGCACUCUGUCAAUACAAGCUGUUUCCUUCGAUAAAGCUGGAGAGUACAUGUGUGUUGGAGCCGUGCCAUCUGUGGCAGGACUGACAGCUGAGACUCGCGUCAACCUUACUGUCAAAGGAAAGCCAAUGAUUAUGACUCCCGCUGCUGGUGAGGUGGGGAAGGAAGGAGACACGGUGUCACUGAAGUGCUCGGCUUACGGCUACCCCGCCCCCCAGUUCACCUGGAAACCCUCAGGAAAAGAGUCUGUAUCAGUGGAAGGUAACAAGGUGGUGAGCACCGUGACCCUGCAAGCCACAGCCGACAUCAUGAAGGGCGGGGUGACCUGCGAGGUCACCAACGAGCAUGGAACUGAUAGCAAGAACUUCCCAGUAUCUCUUAAACGAGCAAUUGGCAACUCAGCUGACAGAGUGCUGCUUUCUGGAAUCCCUGUGCUUAAGUCAGCUGAGAAGCAGCAGGGAGGCUCCAGCGGUGUGGUGAUAGCUGUGGUGGUGUGUGUUCUGCUGCUGCUGCUGCUGGUGGCCCUGCUCUACUUCCUCAACAAGAAGAACAAGCUGCCCUGCAGCAAGAAGGACAAGAAGGAAGUAUCCAGCGGGGACGUGAACAACGACAUUGUCGUGGAGAUGAAGACAGACAAGGGCAAUGAAGAGGCGGGUCUCCUGAACAAGAGAGCGGCCACAGAACAGUGAUGAACUGAGCUGAGGAAAUCAACCGACAGAGGGAGGAAAGGAGAAAGGACGG